UACAGGCAGCAGCCGAACAACACCAGCCACACGUCGUUGUUCUGAAGACGUUGGACCGGAAGUGUUGUGAACAACAACACAAAAACACAGCCGGCGGCAGAAUGGCGAUACUCAGCCGUACAACAGUAUGUUUUGCCUUUAGAAAAAUCCUCUUCUUAUUGUUUUGCGUUUCCCUUUCGUGUCUACCGUUUUAUUCUUCAGCCAAGAAAAACGACAGACCUAUUAUUGGCGUACUGACUCAAGAAGUCUAUUCACCUAAACCGCAUCAAACAUCUUAUAUAGCUGCCUCAUAUGUCAAGUACCUGGAGUCAGCAGGAGCGAGGGUUGUCCCUGUUCUGAUUAACCAGACACUGGAGGAAUAUAAGACACUCUUCAACUCCAUUAAUGGAAUCCUUUACCCUGGCGGAGGUGUCAGUAUUAUCUCAUCUGGUUAUGCAAGGGCUGCAAAGAUCUUUUAUGAUCUUGCUAUUGAGGCAAACCAGAAAGGUGACUAUUUUCCUGUGUGGGGCACCUGUCUUGGAUUUGAACAGCUGACCUAUUUGACGAGUGGAAAGACGCUACUCACACGUACCAAUACCACCAGUGUUGCAUUGCCUCUGAACUUCACUAAUGAAACCAAAGAAAGCAGGCUGUUUAAAGGCUUCCCAGCUGAACUUAUGGAAGCUCUGGCUUCUGAGCCGCUGACAGAAAACUCUCAUAAGUGGAGUAUGGCAGUGGAGACUUUUAACACAAAUGAGGAACUGAAGAUGUUUUACAAAGUUCUCUCCACAAAUACAGAUGGAAAAAUAGAGUUUGUGUCAACAGUGGAAGCGUAUGAUUAUCCGAUUUACGGGACACAGUGGCAUCCAGAGAAAAAUGCAUUUGAAUGGACAAGGCCUUAUAUUCCACACUCCCCAUCAGCAAUCAAAACCACUUUCUAUAUGGCUGAAUUCUUUGUCAGUGAAGCCAGAAAGAACUUUCACAGAUUUGAAACAGAGGAGGGAGAGGGCAAAGCGCUGAUAUACAACUACAGCCCUGUUUACACCGGGAUCAAGAGUGCCUUUGAGCAAAUGUAUUUUUUCUGAAGCCUGUUUGUACAGUGCUCUUCCUUUUCAACUGCUGAUUGGCUGUUUCAGUCACGUGACUUACGAAUGUUUGCAGAUUAUUUGACUCGUUUGAUUUUGCAUUUUGCUGCUCUCUCCAUCUGUUGAAAAUGCAUUCGGACAAGAAGUAAACUGGAAAUAGAAUAGAUUGUAACAUUCAGCACACAUUUUAAUGCAGUGCAGGAUUUAAAAAAAAAAAAAAAAAGAUCAUGCUUUAUGGAUGCUGUAGCUUGGUUUAGAUGAUACAUUUAAUGCCAUUGCAGACACUGCAGAUAGUGAUAUUUUAUGGCAUUUCGCCUGGUUUUAUAUGGAUAUUUAUUGUCUGCAUUUUGAUUAAAUGUACAAUAAUCAACAUUAAUUUGCAGAAUUUCUUAAAUCUAUGCAAAUCAAUAUUUUUUUUUAUCAACAAUGGAUCAAAUUACUGUGUGUAAUGUAAGUGGUUGCUCGUUGUGAUGAACCCACAGAGAAGAAGAAGUUCCCCUCAGUUGCAUGGAGCAUUUUGUAAUUUUUUAGCUCAUUGUUUGGUUUUAUGUGAAUGUAUUUCAGUGAAAAAGCUCUGAUAAUCCAACUACCCGCUCAGCACCGAACCUCAAACAGUCGGCACCUAGCUUGUGAACAUAGAGAAGCAUUUAGCAGCUCAGACUAGAGCCAGAACAUCAAAAAAAAAAAAGAGAGUUGGACUUCACUAGAAACGUUCCAAAGACUCCUAACGAACACUGAUGUUUAUCUGUAUGUGCUAUAGGGAAUGGUUUGCUAGUGUUUAAUAUGUUUCUACUGUGAUAAUACUGUAAGUCUGUAUGCUUGCCAAAAAAAAAAAUCCCAUCAAUACAGCUUUAAAAUGUAUGAGAGCAAUAAAACAAAUGACCAAAAACA
Messenger RNA from Thunnus maccoyii (southern bluefin tuna), 1955 nucleotides. It is a transcript of the gene ggh, whose product is annotated as gamma-glutamyl hydrolase (conjugase, folylpolygammaglutamyl hydrolase). Gene Ontology annotation, molecular function: gamma-glutamyl-peptidase activity. The transcript is spliced from 9 exons. Gene Ontology annotation, cellular component: vacuole. The record is from RefSeq and is a predicted model, not a curated record. The coding region runs from base 102 to 1064 and encodes 320 amino acids. Gene Ontology annotation, biological process: tetrahydrofolylpolyglutamate metabolic process. Lineage: Eukaryota; Metazoa; Chordata; Actinopteri; Scombriformes; Scombridae.